AUGAGGUGGUCUACAUUUGCUUUCGCUUUCCUGGCGGCCGUGGCCGUGGCAGAAGACUCUUCUACCCAAUCGACCACCGAAACGAGCGACAAAAGCACCACCACCGAUGGACCCACCGUUGUGAGUAUCACAACGCCUGUGGCAAUCCCCUCAGGUACCUACGAGCAGGUCAGCACCACUCGAACUCUGGCAGAUGGCGACACCGAAGUUCUCACCUCGACCACCGCGACCGGACACCACAAUGGCACCAUGACCACCUCCGGCAACGGGACUGUCAUUACCACCACAUCCAAUGCCUUGACCCUGCUGGUCGGAGGCGCAGGAACCACCACGAUCGGAAACAGCAGUAUGAAUGCGACCAUGACCAGUUCGGGCACUGCGACGGCCUCCCCUGUGGUGAACCAGCAGCCGUGUAACAACUAUCCCCAAUUUUGCGCGAGGAAGUAUUCCAACAUCACCAUGGUCGCUGCGCACAACAGCCCGUUCGUGCGAAAGAACAAUGUUGCUGCCAACCAAGUGUUGGAUGUGACGCAGCAGUUGAACGAUGGAAUUCGGAUGUUGCAAUUCCAGACGCAUUACGAGAAUGGCACUAUGUAUCUCUGCCAUACCACCUGCCAGUUGCUGGACGUGGGAACUCUCGAGGAUUAUCUGACACAAGUCAAUAAGUGGAUGCGAAAGAACCCUUACGACGUGGUGACUUUCAUGAUCGGCAAUUACGACUAUGUCUCUCCCGAGAACUUCACCACCCCGAUCUACAACUCAGGAUUGAAGGAUCUCAUUUACACCCCCUCCAAGGUCCCCAUGGCCCUGAACGACUGGCCAACCUUGUCUGAGAUGAUUCUCCGCCAAAAGCGUGCAGUUUUCUUCAUGGACUACCAGGCUAACCAGACCGCCCACCCCUGGCUCAUGGACGAGUUCUCGCAGAUGUGGGAAACCCCCUUCUCGCCCACCGACGUGAACUUCCCGUGCACCCAGCAGCGGCCGCCCGGUCUGUCCAAGAAGGACGCGAAGAACCGCAUGUACAUGGCCAACCACAACCUGAACCUGCAGCUCAACUUCGGUUCCCUGAACUUGUUGAUUCCCAACACGGCUACUCUCAACGUGACCAACUCAAAUGAAACCGACACCAACGGCACUCUGGGUUCUAUGGCUCUCGAUUGUGCCGAAUCCUGGGGUCGUCCCCCCAACUUCCUGUUGGUCGACUACUACAACUACGGAAACUUCAACGGAUCCGUCUUUGAGGUCGCUGCUGAUAUGAACAAUGUCACCUACAAUCGCAAGUGCUGCGGCAAAGAGUCUGCCGCACCGAUCGGUGCUUCUGUCGCCGGUGUGUCGACACUGAUCAUGGUGGCGAUGGGGGCGCAGAUGUUGAUUUCUGCAUUCUAA
Penicillium salamii is the source of this 1386-nucleotide messenger RNA. NCBI's taxonomy places the organism in Eukaryota, Fungi, Ascomycota, Eurotiomycetes, Eurotiales, Aspergillaceae. The record is from the annotation of a GenBank genome assembly.